AUGGCCGUGCAAUCUGACUCUGGCGGGAAGGAUGAUGUGAAGACACAGUUCGUGACUCGCGAGGGGACGUACAGAUUGAUGACAUUGUCGGAGUAUUCGAGGCCUAAUCGUGUGGGGUACACGAGUGGCUCGGGCUCCUCUCACGUCCGAGUGUCUCUCGUUACCUUGCCGCCGGGGCCGGAGGACGGAGCGCCCGGCUCCGACGGACAGGGCUCCGACGACAGAAUAUGUUUUAACCACGGGAAGGAGCUUUAUGUUUACGUUUAUAGAGGAAUCAAAAAGGCUGCAGAUCUCACUAAACCGGUGGACAAAAAGAUAUACAAAGGCACGAACCCGACAUGCCACGACUUCAACACGGUAACGAUGACCUCGGAGACUGUGUCCUUGAUCAUUGGUUUCUCCACCGGCCAGAUACAACUCAUAGAUCCUAUUAAGAAGGAGUUAAGUAAAUUAUAUAAUGAAGAGAGGCUUAUAGACAAGACUCGAGUGACAUGUAUCAAAUGGGUGCCGGGGUCUAGUAACCUGUUUGUGAGUGCGCACGCCUCGGGCCAGCUGUAUGUAUACAACGAGGAACUAGUCUGUGGGGCCGCGCCUCACUACCAGCUGUUCAAGACGGGCGACGGAUACUCGAUACACACCUGUAGGACCAAAUCCACUAGGAACCCCUUGUAUAGGUGGGUGAUAGGCUCGGAGGGUAGUUGUAUAAACGAGUUCGCGUUCUCCCCGUGCGGCGCCAACCUGGCCGUGGUGUCCCAGGACGGGUUCCUGCGAGUGUUCCACUACGACACCAUGGAGCUGAUCGGUCGAGCGCGCUCCUACUUCGGCGGCUUCCUGUGUGUGUGUUGGUCGCCCGACGGGAAGUACGUGGUGGUGGGCGGCGAGGACGACCUCGUCACCGUGUGGUCGUUCGGCGAGCGGCGCGUGGUGGCGCGGGGUCAAGGACACCGCUCCUGGGUCUCCGUGGUCGCCUUCGACCCCUACGUCGUCGGCUUCGUGGAGGCCGACCGCGACCCCGGCGGAGAGGGCGGCCAAUGUUACAGACUGGGCAGCGUAUCGCAGGACACUCAGCUGUGUCUGUGGGACCUCACGGAGGACGUGCUCCGGCCGCCGCCCCGCGCCCGCGCCUCCGCACACCUGUCCCCCAACAGCCAGCACCUGUCGCCCAACGGAGUGCCCGGGACGAAGGCGCCGCGCUGCGUCAAGACGAACAAGAUCGGUCACAAGCACGUGGAGCUCAGCGCCGCCCCCGCGGCCGGCGAGCCGUCCGGCGCGAAGACGGCCGUCCGCGCCAAGAACAACAGCACGCUCGGUGCCAACACGAGCGGCGCGCGCGGCAAGGAGGAGGCGGGCGUGUCGCUGGGCGCGCACCUGUCCCAGCGGCUGGCCGGCUUCUCGUUCGGCGAGCGUCGCUCCGAGCACCGUCGUAACUUCAGCCUCGGCAAGCCGGAGCGUCCCGCGGCGCCCCGCACGCCGGCCGCGGACCCUCUGCGUCUCAUCGGCUCGCCGGCCUGUCCUCGGUUCGACGAGUGUCCGGUGCUGGAGCCCCUCGUGUGUAAGAAGAUCGCCCACGAGCGACUCACGGCGCUGUUGUUCCGCGCCGAGUGCCUGGUGACGGCGUGCGCGGACGGCGGCGUCAACACGUGGGCGAGACCGCCGCGGCCCGAGCGACGACGGGACAGGAGCGACCUCGUGGACUAG
This is a messenger RNA of Danaus chrysippus (African queen), 1698 nucleotides long. NCBI's taxonomy places the organism in Eukaryota, Metazoa, Arthropoda, Insecta, Lepidoptera, Nymphalidae. The record is from the annotation of a GenBank genome assembly.